Messenger RNA from Mycena citricolor, 2184 nucleotides. The record is from the annotation of a GenBank genome assembly. Lineage: Eukaryota; Fungi; Basidiomycota; Agaricomycetes; Agaricales; Mycenaceae.
AUGUUCCCCGAGGCAGCCGACAUUACCAUGAGUGAUCUCAAGGCUUAUCAAUCAUUUGCAUUUCCAGCUGAGGUUGCAGAUCAGAGUCAUAAUCCUCACUUUGGUCUCGCAAAUGCAACAGCCUGGGUCACCUCGGGUGGCUAUCAACUCUCUCUUUUAGACAAUAACAAUUUGGGAAUUGACGUUGAGGGGCCUGGGAGCGCAAAGAUAUCCGUUCUGCUUCAUUUCCGUGAUUUAAUGAUUGGCCCUGAGUUUGUCGAACAUCCUUAUUUCGACCUCGAGAGUCUAGAGAGCUGGGUCAAUGUGAAAGUCUUCAGCCUUUUUCUGUGUCAAUUCUAUCCGGCUGGAAUGGGGCCGUCUUAUGAACCAACUCGAAGUCGGGCACCGUCUCUUACCCCAUCUGUGCCACCAUCUGAGUCUUCUUGCGCAUCCUCUCCUGGCGCAGUUGAUGAAUCUUCUCAUGCCGCUGCUUCCCGAUCCUCAUCUUCGCUCUCAUACCAUCCUGAAAGCGCACAUAACAGCGAAUUUGCAGACCAAGAUGCGCCUACGCGUGAUGCAAAAGUGUCGAGAGGAAAAGGAAAGGCCACUGGAAUCAAGAUCACCACUCAUAAGAUUGUGAAACAUCUUGUCACAAUGUCGCAGUCACCUCGAACGUGGGACGUGCCUAACCCGGUCGAAGAAACUGCAUACCUCUUGCAUCUCUCGGACUUCGAGUCUCAGCAACUGUUUCACAAGUCAGACAGAUCCUUGAGAGCCAUUGGGAAUUAUAUUUGUGAUGAGUGCUCCGGAGAGCCGAGACUUGUUAAAUUGUCCAAUUUUGGCCACUUUUUCAUCUUAUCAUCGACCAUCUUAUCUUAUCUCAGCACGGAUUAUCUUAUCACGGAUCACGGCAUCAGACAGUCUGGACUAGGGGAUUCCAGGGAUUAUCUCUAUCGAUUCGAGGCUGUGCAACAUAUGCUCCGGAAGGUUCUACUACAACCCAUGACCAGCGUUCCAUGCGCACACGAAUCCACCAUUUCGUACCGAUUCCCAUCGUCAUCUGGGAGUCCAUCCCCUCCCCCCAUCACACCAUCGUCGCCCGAUCUGGCGCAUCAAAACCAACCCGGGCCCUCCAACCCCUACCUCGCCCUUCCGCCGCCUGAAGACGAGUUCCCCGACCUUGGCGAGUUACCCUCCGAACAACCACCCUCGCCCCCACCUACCGCACCUGCUCCUACCAUGUCAGGACAUCACCACAUCACCCUCGCCGCCAAUCCCCCCUACUUCGAUGGCGACAAGUCCAAGUACCUGGGCUUUGUGGAUGCGUGCACCACUUACAUCGGUGCCUAUCAGUCAGAGUUCUCGCUGGACGAGACAAAAAUCCUCUUCGUCCUGUCCUACCUCCGCAAUGAGAGCGGCACAAGCUGCGCCGCCUCAAGAUGGGCGAUGAACUGGAAGCAGCACAAUUUCGAGGGCUUCCAAGGACUAAAGGCGGGAGUCACCGCGACAAGCUUCUUGGAGGAGCUUCAGAGGGCCUUUGGGGAUUCUAACGCAGAGCAAGUCGCUGCCGCCCGACUCAUGGCCCUUCGCCAGGGCAGAUGGUCCUUUGCAGACUACAUCUCCAACUUCGAAAUGCUGGCUGCAGACACGGGGUACAACGUGGUCACCUCAACCGACAACAAGGGCGAAUACAAGAAGGGGGACCAGGACAAUAUCCUCAUCGAGUUUCUUGAGCACGGGCUCAGCAGCAAAAUUGCGAGCCGCCUCUACAACACCAGCGUUCCCCUGCCCAAGGCAUACGGCGCCUUCAAGAACUGGUGUGUCAACAUCGAGGCCAAUGCUUUGCGCGAUCAGCUGCGUAAGGCAUCCUAUGCGCACUCAACUCCGCAGCCUCCCCCCCAAUUCCGCCCUCAGGCUGCAUCAGCAGCACCUGCACCUGCUCCGGCCCGACCAGCGGCCAAUGAACCGGUUCCGAUGGAGAUUGAUUGCACCCACGCCCGCGGCCGCAAUAUCAUCUGCUAUAACUGUCAGCAGCCUGGGCACAUUGCGCGGAACUGUCCGGAGCCCAAGAAGAAGCGCACAUUCUUCAAUCGGGCCACAAUGCUAGAAGAGAUUGAGAACAGGGACAAGGACAACCUCCACUCCUCUAGCCAAGGAGGUGGAGCGUCCGGACUAUGGACAUUUUUCUGUACUUGUUUCGAUUAA